AGACGAUAAUUAACGCUAAUCUUACAGUGAGGCCGCGGAUACAAAAAAAAGUCAAUACAUAAUAUAAUUUUUUCAAUGCUACUCGCGAUCGUGUAGACGUAUACGUAGAAGAUUGUGGCCUCUUUAUUUUGGUUUUGGACCACGUUUGUCGUGACACGUAAGAAGAAAACUUGUAGAAUUAUGAGGACUUCUCCCUUGGCAUUUUUUAUCGGCUGAAAGCUGAAAAUGCUUCGAAAGUUGUAACUUCUUGUCGUUGUUGUCCCAAGAACAUAGAAACACAAAAAUACACUUUUAGAAUACCCACGAACUUUCUCUAGAGCUCGGAAGUGACGACCCUCUAAAUCAUGAUUUUUUAGCAAAUUCAUCAAUUUUGUCUGAUUUUGCAAUCCAAAGUAGAAAGAACAACGAAAGGCGGGAAAACAAGUUGUAGUUGAUUGGAACUAGACUACUGUCACACAUCUAGUAUUGGGACAACUUUUCCAAGGACUUUCAUCACUGUACUUGGGUUGGAUAUUGAGGACUUCAGAAGGGUCAGGAUUGAUAGCCCGUCGAGCAAGCCACGAGUAGGCUCUUUCCCGAAAACCUAUUGCCUGUUAGAGGACGAUAACAAGGCCAACUGGAAACAAAUUUAUGAAUAGUAUAUCAGGUCGCCGCUGAAAUACAACAAGCCUGCAAAUUCUGAAUACGUAAAAAAACAACACCAUCAUCAUCAACAUCCCCUCGGGCAGAAUCAACAUCCUCCUCAAGCGGGUAAGGAAAAAGGACCUCAUCUCCCGUCCAUCAGUCAACGGUUUACCGCGUAGUUUCAUCGGCAGCAAAUCAGAUUUGUUUGAAUCAUCAGGAGUUGUACUGGUAGAGUAACUGCAGAGUGGCAGUGGGUUAAGGAGGACAACAAGAACUUCACCUACGUAGAAUUUUGUAUCGGCGGCUCCGGAGUAGAAGAAGUCCUUGGCUUUCGAGAAAAGCAACCAGCAACAGCACGAAGCGGACCUGGUCUUCUCCAGACGACGUACCUACAGAAACUUCGUCAAGUGCCUUGGAUUCAGUUGAGCAACUAUGCGCCACGGGGGCGAACCAAAUAUCCACAGAAAAAAACCCAUCCACAUCCAAUUUGUCAUGCGAAACACGUAUCAAGUCAUGUUUUUGUCAUGCAAAAAAUAGAAGUGGAUGUGUUUUUCUCUGCGGAUACCAAAUGAGCAACAGCGAUUGAUUCCAAACAACAGACACUGUACGGUGCAAAAUUACACCGCCCCUGGACCGCCGGUAAAAUUGCCGAACAACAGGAUUCCUCGUCUUUAUUUUUUUCCUUGAAAUUUUUGGAACUGAAGCAAAAGCAAGUGCGUCCACCUGGUGCGGUACUACCUUUUUAGCUUGCAGCCAAAGUUUGUGUAUACGUAUUCCCUUGUGGUUUGAAUUUACAUUCUCGACUGCAGCUCUUUUUCUCCGUACAACUACAGGCACAGCACGUGAAUCCGAACGGGCAGUACCUCCAAGGGCAGCAUAAUCCGUUGGCCCAACCCGAGGUCGCGCUCGCAGCGAGCCAGUUUCCGUUUGACCAUCCGUACCGGCAGGCGAUGCAAAUUGCCGCCACCACCGGAAAUCCCGACGUUCAGAUGGCCAUUCAGCAACAAUACAACGAGGCAGCCGCACGCAACGGGCAACAACAGCAGCACCAGCAGUCUGCUACUAGCGGGCAGCAGCAGCACUUAGCCGCGCAGCAGAUGGCGGCCCAACAGGCAGCGUUACAGCAGCAACAUCAACAAGCCGUGGCUGUGGCCGCAGCCCAGCAGCAACACGCAGCCGCCGCGGCAGCGGCUCAACAAGCAGCCCAACACCAGGCCGCCGCGCAGCAGCAAGCCGCUGCAAUGGCCGCACGACAGCAGCAACACCAAGCAGCUGCGGCACAACAGCAACAGCACGCGAGCCAAAGUCAACAGCAGCAACAGCAGCAGGGGAACGCGCAGCAGCAGCAGCAGAGGCGUGUGCGCGUUGAAAACAAUGGGAAUUACAACCAUGACAGCAGUAGUGCGGGCGGUGGCUCCUCCGAGAAAUGGGCUGUGCCGCCACGGUACAAGCUGGUCAAAGUUAUCGGGAGUGGGAGUUAUGGUACGAUUUUGUUUAUUUUAUUGCGUGACAAAGGUUUCUUUCUCUGAUAAUUGUCGAGUGUUGUAGCUACUUACCAUCACUUCAACAUGUCCUUGCUCGUAUGCUAGGCCCCCAGCACGACGCCUUGCGUAUAUAUAAUUUCCAGGUAAAGUGUGCCACGCCCUGGACCAAGAGACGGGGCGGUCUGUGGCGAUCAAGAAAAUCAAGCGCAUCUUUGAAGAUUUGAUCGACUGCAAGCGGCUCCUGCGAGAAAUCGCGAUUCUCGGCUUCCUGGAUGACCCGAGGGUGGUGAAGCUGAUCGACGUUUGCGUCCCGGAGGAUCCCAUGAAUUUUACCGAACUGUACCUCGUAUUGGAGUUGUGCGACUCGGAUUUGAAGAAGCUUUUCAAGCUCCCCGAGUUCCUCUCCGAGAACCAUGUGGUCACGUUGUUGUUUAACACGCUCUGCGGUUUGAAAUACAUCCACUCCGCUGGCAUUUACCACCGCGACCUGAAGCCCGCAAACUGCCUCGUCAACCGGGACUGCUCGGUGAAGGUCUGCGAUUUUGGACUCAGCCGCCCAGUGGUGGACCCGGAAAACGACAUGUUGUCAAACAUCGACAGCAAUGGGUAAGUGGAAUACUGCUUCAUGCCAGUCUUUUCGGGAAAGACUUGCUUCGUUGCGUAGCACGCUUUUUUCUAUAAUUUUGUGGUGCAUGAAGAUGCUGCUUUCCAAGCCAGAAAUGUAACUGAUGCUUCGGCUAACCAUGCCAGAAAUCCAUCCUGUGGUGCAACAUGGCUGAAUUGUAAACUCCCUCGCUUCAUCAGGUAUCCCUCAAGCAUGGAAGACAACGGAUCGUCCACAGAAAAACAGCGACGUCUCACUGGGCACGUGGUCACUAGAUGGUACGUUUUAGUGCUGCUUCUACGUGUUUUGUGAUCAUUUGGAGCAAUGAUAUAGAAAAGUUUUUGCCAUCGCUGCCGGAACAAUAUUAAAGUGCGGCACGAGACCCCAUCGCGUUUGUUCUGCGUCACUUGGGCUAAGACAUCUCAUCUAAAGUCCUUCCCAUGGUGCGCAAUGCAAAUUAAGAACUACUACUCGCUCCGCAGGUACCGUGCGCCGGAGUUGAUUCUCCUCCAAGAAAACUACACGGAACAGAUAGACGUUUGGUCACUGGGUUGCAUUUUUGCAGAACUACUGGGCAUGAUACAACAGAAUUACCCCCACCCGAAAGAACGCAGCCCACUGUUUCAGGUAUGAUUUUCAUGCUGAAACAAUAAAAAAAGUGCAGGACACGUCGCCGCAUUUAUAAUUCAUUGAAUUUCAUCUUGCAGCUCCCGGCAUAAUUGCCUUUUUUUUGAUGCAGUAGCAUAUUGUGUAUCUCACAUCUUGAAAACAAGCACAAUGCAGAACGUCGACGUUUGAGUAACCAAAAAAAAAACAGGGCAACACGUGCUACCCGCUAUCCCCCCACAAGGAGCACGACAAGGAAUACCAGUACUAUUACAAUAGGCAAUCGCGGGACCAGCUGAACGUCAUUUUCAACAUUCUCGGCACUCCAAGCCAGGACACAAUCGAGAAACUAGACAAAAUUGACGCGAAGAGGUAUAAUUGUGCUACAAUUCAACUGCAACAGCACGGGAAAUUCUCUCUUCUUGCACUUUUCUUCAAAUUGUACAACACAAGCGCAACACUAUUGAAGGACCACAGUCUAUGGGAGAUGUGGUCAUUUGCAUUCAAGAGUUUCACUUUGAAAAAAAAGGUACGUCCGCUGUUUCCGUGAGCGCAGGCGCCUAAACUGGGAAGAGCUUCCGCGGUUCCAAGGCUCUAGUCCAGAAGCACUAGACUUGCUUGACAAGAUGCUGGUACAAUACUUGAUGAUCCGUAGUUUUUUCAUGGUGUGUUUUCGUGAUCGUCAACGUAAACGUUAUCGUGAUGUGUCUGGUGGGGAGGUAGCAUGAGCAAAAUGGUAUACAAUAUCGUCUGUAUUCCCACCCUGGUAGAGAGUUCUGUCUGUCAUGUGUUGAACAAACGGAAAUAAACAAUAUCAAAAUCAAUCCCGUUCAGAUGCUUGACGCGGCCGAGCGCAUCGACGUGGAUUCCGCACUGCAGCACCCUUUGUUUAAGAACCUCUACAGUCCGGGCAAAGUCCGUGUGGCCGAGCGCAAGAUCGUUCUGGAAUUUGAGAACAUCCCGAACUUAGGCGAAAUGCAGCUCCGCUGCUACUUCUUGCUGGAAAUCCAGAAGUUUCACCCAGAGAUGCUCAUUCCGGAAGCGAUUCUGCAGCACCGACCAACACAAUGCAGCUACAGUACCUAGUAGAGCUUUAGUGCGGGUAGUAAGUAGUUUUCUUGCUGUGAUGAUCUUCAGAAGUAUUCAUCAACUACAGUAGAGUAUUAGAACAGAACUGGACUUGUACUGAUAUUGUUGACUCUUUGGCAAAUAGAAAAACUAUCACGGAAAAUUUAUCAAAUGUACUCAUAUACUAGUUUAAACAUCAAAACCAAAAACUACGACCGUACAGUAUGCGUUUUCAUUUGAUUCUGAAUCUCAAUAUCAUGAAAAAGAGUGUCAGUGUCGCCAGAAAGCCAUCACUUGAGCGGGUCAUCGGACGCCGGAUCGGGCCCUUUUUUUGAAGUCCGACUAUAGUCGUCCGGACUUUGGGCGUGCCGUUUUCACUCUUAUGUGUGCACUUCUUCUAAUACUUUGCGAAUGUUCAUCAAAUUUAGUCUUUUUGGAAAUGUAACAAGCGGCAUGUGGUCUAGAUAUUUUUUUUCUACUUUCUACGACCAAAACGACGACGACAACGAGUUCUACGGAAUACACGGGCGGACGAGGCGACACGAACAAAGAACCCCCCCCACACACAGUCGAAACACUCUAUUUGAAUGCGAUGUCAAUCGUUAAUAUCCUGGGUUGUCUAGUAUUCAGUAUAUCCAACUACCUUCUACACUUUGAACUUAUUAUCUUUCUUCUUCUUCAUCAACUAACUUCAUCUUCUAUUUCUGGUAUCACCUCCGAUGGGCGCCAUAUUUAUUUCGAAGAUGGCGACCUGCUUCCAGCAUAGCACUUACUAAAAUGUAUCUUGCUGAGAAAAAAUAAAAUCAUAAUCAUCGACGUGAGGACUCCUAUUUCAUCCUUCUCACGAGUCACUUAGCGUUUUAAGUACUUUCACCGUCACACAAGAAAAAGACAAUCUUAGUGGUGAACAAAAGCAAAAAUCGAGAAAUCACGACUUCGUCUGCUAUUUGCAAUGCAGACCCCCGAAAAAAGUAGUGUCUCUCUGCUGGUGGGCGAGAGCGAAAGGUCAGCCGUCUUGUCCUUUCAACUUUUUCUUUUUCUGCUUGAGCAGGAGAAGGACUGAUAAAAUCCAGAUAUGUAGGUUCAACAUAUUUCGUCAACACGAAAUAGAAGUUGAAGUACAACAACGACCAGAAUAGCACCAACAGCAUGAUAUUAAUCGCUUAAUUUUCAAUAAUGUCGGCCUUUACGACACAAAUUUUCUCGCCAAUGCCACCGCGACUUGCUUAAAUUUUUACGCUCUUUUCCAAUAUGAAUAUCCAAAAGUCCAUGGCCAACAUACGCUCAGCGCUAUCAGCACUUGCGUUUGUCAAUAGCCCCAGAAAUUCAAAUUGAUACAACUACGUAGCAUGUCCACCUGUAUUGAAUACACAGCUAUUACCUCUUCCUUCUCGAGGACGCGAUAGAUGAAGCCGUCACUGUGAUUUCAAUAUGAAGAUGAAAAUUGCCUUUCACCAUGUUUCGAAACAAAUGCGGGGCCGCAAAGAAUCCGAGUAUGGGGCCCAGGCCGCGCCGUAAAUAUGAGUGGACCACAUCACUGCAAGAAUUUCAACUUGACUACACACACGGAAUUUGUGCGCGUGGUCUCCCUGGAAAGGCGUCUACUCAACAACAUCCUCUCUUCCUCUCCUGCUGCAGCGAUCGCGAUGAAGCUGUGAUCACACCCCGGUAUUCAAAAAACAAGAGAAAAUCACGAGACAGGUUCUUCAUUGAUUGCCGUGGUGUGAAACGCGAAAGCUGAGGGGGCAGGGGAUGUCGCCAUGCGCUGACCUCCCGUAGUUGUUUCCCUGAGAUAAACUUCGGGUGCUGCAGGGCGCUUCGCUACUAAGCAUCCUGAAACUAAAAGCAAGCCCAAGCUCUGAUUGACAUGGACAAGACGACGCUGACCUUCAUUCGCUUCCGCCCGCCCAAGAAACAAGGACUACAUAUUAAACCGAUGAGCGUACAAGACAACGACUGGAUGCCCCGUAUAGAGUUUAGAUGAAGCCGCGAACAACCCAGACUUCAUCUCAUCGACGACCUGAAGUUCAUUCUGAGGACAAUCACAUCAGAUCAUGUGAUAGAUGAAAGUUUAAGUGAAUGUGUAAAAAACGUACCAUGGUAGUAAUACUAUUCGUUUGCUACCGAAACAACGAUGAAAUGGUAGAGAAUUUGGCACUGAAUCAUCUCCA
Amoebophrya sp. A120 is the source of this 6557-nucleotide messenger RNA. The record is from the annotation of a GenBank genome assembly. NCBI's taxonomy places the organism in Eukaryota, Dinophyceae, Syndiniales, Amoebophryaceae.